ACCUCCGCAGUCCGGCCGCGCCUCCCGGGCCCCGCGUUAGGGCCGCCGCUGCCUCCCUUGCCGCCGCUGCCAGCUGACCUGUCCUGGACGCAGCAUAACUAACGAAGCUGCUGCAGGAUGAGAAGAUGGCAGCGCGGCUGCUCGCACCACCAGGCCCUGAUAGUUUCAAGCCUUUCACCCCUGAGUCACUGGCAAACAUUGAGAGGCGCAUUGCCGAGAGCAAGCUCAAGAAACCGCCAAAGGCCGAUGGCAGUCAUCGGGAAGAUGAUGAGGACAGCAAGCCCAAGCCAAACAGUGACCUGGAAGCAGGGAAGAGUUUGCCUUUCAUCUAUGGGGACAUCCCACAAGGCCUGGUUGCGGUUCCCCUGGAGGACUUUGACCCAUACUAUUUGACGCAGAAAACCUUUGUAGUAUUAAACAGAGGGAAAACUCUCUUCAGAUUUAGUGCCACGCCUGCCUUGUACAUUUUAAGUCCUUUUAACCUGAUAAGAAGAAUAGCUAUUAAAAUUUUGAUACAUUCAGUAUUUAGCAUGAUCAUUAUGUGCACUAUUUUGACCAACUGUGUAUUCAUGACUUUUAGUAACCCUCCUGACUGGUCGAAGAAUGUGGAGUACACGUUCACAGGGAUUUAUACAUUUGAAUCACUAGUGAAAAUCAUUGCAAGAGGUUUCUGCAUAGAUGGCUUUACCUUUUUACGGGAUCCGUGGAACUGGUUAGAUUUCAGUGUCAUCAUGAUGGCAUAUGUGACAGAGUUUGUGGACCUGGGCAAUGUCUCAGCGCUGAGAACAUUCAGGGUUCUGCGAGCUUUGAAAACUAUCUCUGUAAUUCCAGGCCUGAAGACCAUUGUGGGCGCCCUAAUUCAGUCCGUGAAGAAGCUGUCGGAUGUGAUGAUCCUGACAGUGUUCUGCCUGAGUGUCUUUGCCUUGAUCGGACUGCAGCUCUUCAUGGGAAACCUGCGAAACAAGUGUGUGGUGUGGCCCAUAAACUUCAACGAGAGCUAUCUUGAAAAUGGCACCAAGGGCUUUGACUGGGAAGAGUACAUCAACAAUAAAACAAAUUUUUACACAGUUCCUGGCAUGCUGGAACCUUUACUCUGUGGGAACAGUUCUGAUGCUGGGCAAUGCCCAGAGGGAUACCAGUGUAUGAAAGCAGGAAGGAACCCCAACUAUGGUUACACAAGCUUUGACACUUUUAGCUGGGCCUUCUUGGCAUUGUUUCGCCUUAUGACCCAGGACUACUGGGAAAACUUGUAUCAAUUAACCUUAAGAGCCGCUGGGAAAACGUACAUGAUCUUCUUCGUCUUGGUCAUCUUUGUGGGUUCUUUCUAUCUGGUGAACUUGAUCUUGGCUGUGGUGGCCAUGGCUUAUGAAGAGCAGAACCAGGCAACGCUGGAGGAAGCAGAGCAGAAAGAGGCUGAAUUCAAAGCAAUGUUGGAGCAACUUAAGAAGCAACAGGAAGAGGCACAGGCGGCGGCGAUGGCCACUUCAGCAGGAACUGUCUCAGAAGAUGCCAUAGAGGAAGAAGGUGAAGAAGGGGCAGGCUCUCCCCGGAGCUCAUCUGAAAUCUCUAAGCUCAGUUCCAAGAGUGCCAAAGAGAGACGUAACAGGAGAAAGAAGAGGAAACAAAAGGAGCUCUCCGAAGGAGAAGAGAAAGGGGAUCCCGAGAAGGUAUUCAAGUCAGAGUCAGAAGAUGGUAUGAGGAGGAAGGGCUUUCGGCUACCAGACAACAGAAUUGGGAGGAAAUUUUCCAUCAUGAAUCAGUCACUGCUCAGCAUUCCGGGCUCCCCAUUCCUGUCCCGCCACAACAGCAAAAGCAGCAUCUUCAGCUUCAGGGGGCCCGGGCGGUUCCGGGACCCGGGCUCCGAGAACGAGUUUGCGGACGACGAGCACAGCACGGUGGAGGAGAGCGAGGGCCGCCGGGACUCGCUCUUCAUCCCCAUCCGAGCCCGCGAGCGCCGCAGCAGCUACAGCGGCUACAGCGGCUACAGCCAGGGCAGCCGCUCCUCGCGCAUCUUCCCCAGCCUGCGGCGCAGCGUCAAGCGCAACAGCACGGUGGACUGCAACGGUGUGGUGUCCCUCAUCGGCGGCCCCGGCUCCCACAUCAGCGGGCGUCUCCUGCCAGAGGUGAAAAUAGAUAAGGCAGCUCCUGAUGACAGUGCUACAACCGAGGUGGAAAUUAAGAAGAAAGGCCCUGGAUCUCUCUUAGUUUCCAUGGACCAAUUGGCCUCUUAUGGGCGGAAGGACAGGAUCAACAGUAUAUUGAGUGUUGUUACAAAUACACUGGUAGAAGAGCUGGAAGAGUCUCAGAGAAAGUGCCCGCCGUGCUGGUAUAAAUUUGCCAACACUUUCCUCAUCUGGGAGUGUCACCCCUACUGGAUAAAGCUGAAAGAGAUUGUAAACUUGAUCGUUAUGGACCCUUUUGUGGACUUGGCCAUCACCAUCUGCAUUGUCCUGAAUACACUGUUUAUGGCAAUGGAGCACCAUCCUAUGACGCCACAGUUUGAACACGUCUUGACUGUAGGAAAUCUGGUUUUCACUGGAAUUUUCACAGCGGAAAUGUUCCUGAAGCUCAUAGCCAUGGAUCCCUACUAUUAUUUCCAAGAAGGUUGGAACAUUUUUGAUGGAUUUAUUGUCUCCCUCAGUUUAAUGGAACUGAGUCUAGCAGACGUGGAGGGGCUUUCGGUGCUGCGAUCUUUCCGAUUGCUCCGAGUCUUCAAACUGGCCAAAUCCUGGCCCACCCUGAACAUGCUGAUCAAGAUUAUUGGAAAUUCAGUGGGUGCCCUGGGCAACCUGACCCUGGUGCUGGCCAUUAUUGUUUUCAUCUUUGCCGUGGUGGGAAUGCAACUCUUUGGAAAGAGCUACAAAGAGUGUGUCUGCAAGAUCAACCAGGACUGUGAACUCCCUCGCUGGCACAUGCAUGACUUUUUUCAUUCUUUCCUCAUUGUCUUUCGAGUGUUGUGCGGGGAGUGGAUCGAGACUAUGUGGGACUGCAUGGAGGUGGCCGGCCAGGCCAUGUGCCUCAUUGUCUUCAUGAUGGUCAUGGUUAUUGGCAACUUGGUGGUGCUGAACCUGUUUCUGGCCUUGCUCCUGAGCUCCUUCAGUGCUGACAACUUGGCAGCCACAGAUGACGACGGGGAAAUGAACAACCUACAAAUCUCAGUAAUCCGGAUCAAGAAGGGCGUGGCUUGGAUCAAACGGAAAGUGCACGCCUUCAUGCAGGCCCACUUCAAGCAGCGCGAGGCCGAUGAAGUGAAACCUCUGGAUGAGCUGUACGAAAAGAAGGCCAACUGUAUCGCCAACCACACUGGCGCCGACAUCCACCGGAACGGUGACUUCCAGAAGAAUGGCAAUGGCACAACCAGCGGCAUUGGCAGCAGCGUGGAGAAGUACAUCAUUGAUGAGGACCACAUGUCCUUCAUCAACAAUCCCAACCUGACCGUGAGAGUGCCCAUCGCGGUAGGCGAGUCUGAUUUUGAGAACCUCAACACCGAGGACGUUAGCAGCGAGUCGGAUCCUGAAGGCAGCAAAGAUAAACUGGAUGACACUAGCUCCUCUGAAGGCAGCACCAUUGAUAUCAAACCAGAAGUAGAAGAAGUCCCUGUGGAUCAGCCUGAGGAAUACUUGGAUCCAGAUGCCUGUUUCACAGAAGGUUGUGUCCAGAGGUUCAAGUGCUGCCAGGUCAACAUUGAGGAAGGGCUGGGCAAGUCUUGGUGGAUCCUGCGGAAAACCUGCUUUCUCAUUGUGGAGCACAAUUGGUUUGAGACCUUCAUCAUCUUCAUGAUUCUGCUCAGCAGUGGCGCCCUGGCCUUCGAGGACAUCUACAUUGAGCAGAGAAAGACCAUUCGUACCAUCCUGGAGUACGCUGACAAAGUCUUCACCUAUAUCUUCAUCCUGGAGAUGUUGCUCAAGUGGAUAGCCUAUGGCUUCGUCAAGUUCUUCACCAAUGCCUGGUGCUGGCUGGACUUCCUCAUCGUGGCUGUCUCUUUAGUCAGCCUUAUAGCUAAUGCCCUGGGCUACUCGGAACUAGGUGCCAUAAAGUCCCUUAGGACCCUAAGAGCUUUGAGACCCUUAAGAGCCUUAUCACGAUUUGAAGGGAUGAGGGUGGUGGUGAAUGCCUUGGUGGGCGCCAUCCCCUCCAUCAUGAAUGUGCUGCUGGUGUGUCUCAUCUUCUGGCUGAUUUUCAGCAUCAUGGGCGUUAACCUGUUUGCUGGAAAGUACCACUACUGCUUUAAUGAGUCUUCUGAAAUCCGAUUUGAAAUUGAAGAUGUCAACAAUAAAACUGAGUGUGAAAAGCUCAUGGAGGGGAACAAUACAGAAAUCAGAUGGAAGAACGUGAAGAUCAACUUUGACAACGUCGGGGCAGGAUAUCUGGCGCUUCUUCAAGUGGCAACCUUCAAAGGCUGGAUGGACAUCAUGUAUGCAGCUGUAGAUUCCCGAAAGCCUGAUGAGCAGCCUAAGUAUGAGGACAACAUCUACAUGUACAUCUACUUUGUCAUCUUCAUCAUCUUCGGCUCCUUCUUCACCCUGAACCUGUUCAUUGGUGUCAUCAUUGAUAACUUCAAUCAACAAAAGAAAAAGUUUGGAGGUCAAGACAUCUUCAUGACCGAAGAACAGAAGAAGUACUACAAUGCCAUGAAAAAGCUGGGCUCAAAGAAACCGCAGAAACCCAUCCCCCGCCCCCUGAACAAAAUCCAAGGUAUCGUCUUUGAUUUUGUCACUCAGCAAGCCUUUGACAUCGUUAUCAUGAUGCUCAUCUGCCUUAACAUGGUGACCAUGAUGGUGGAGACAGACACUCAGAGCAAGCAGAUGGAGAACAUUCUCUACUGGAUUAACCUGGUCUUUGUCAUCUUCUUCACCUGUGAGUGUGUGCUCAAAAUGUUUGCCUUGAGGCACUACUACUUCACCAUUGGCUGGAACAUCUUCGACUUCGUGGUGGUCAUCCUCUCCAUUGUGGGAAUGUUCCUGGCUGAUAUAAUUGAGAAGUACUUUGUUUCCCCAACCCUAUUCCGAGUCAUCCGAUUGGCCCGCAUUGGGCGCAUCUUGCGUCUGAUCAAAGGUGCCAAAGGGAUUCGUACCCUGCUCUUUGCCUUAAUGAUGUCCUUGCCUGCUCUGUUCAACAUCGGCCUUCUGCUUUUCCUGGUCAUGUUCAUCUUCUCCAUCUUUGGGAUGUCCAAUUUUGCGUAUGUAAAGCACGAGGCCGGCAUUGAUGACAUGUUCAACUUUGAGACAUUUGGCAACAGCAUGAUCUGCCUAUUUCAGAUCACAACCUCGGCCGGUUGGGAUGGCCUGCUGCUGCCCAUCCUAAACCGCCCCCCCGACUGCAGUCUGGAUAAGGAACACCCAGGGAGUGGCUUUAAAGGAGACUGCGGGAACCCCUCAGUGGGCAUCUUCUUCUUCGUGAGCUACAUCAUCAUCUCCUUCCUGAUCGUGGUGAACAUGUACAUUGCCAUCAUCUUGGAGAACUUCAGCGUAGCCACGGAGGAGAGUGCAGACCCUCUGAGCGAGGAUGACUUUGAGACCUUCUAUGAGAUCUGGGAGAAGUUCGACCCCGAUGCCACCCAGUUCAUCGAGUACAGUAAGCUGGCAGACUUCGCAGAUGCCUUGGAGCAUCCUCUCCGAGUGCCCAAGCCCAACACCAUAGAGCUCAUUGCCAUGGAUCUGCCAAUGGUCAGCGGGGAUCGCAUCCACUGCUUGGACAUCCUUUUUGCCUUCACCAAGCGGGUCCUGGGAGAUAGCGGAGAGUUGGACAUCCUUCGGCAGCAGAUGGAGGAGAGGUUCGUGGCAUCCAAUCCUUCCAAAAUGUCUUACGAGCCAAUCACGACCACGCUGCGGCGCAAGCAGGAAGAGGUGUCGGCAGUGGUCCUGCAGCGCGCCUACCGGGGACAUUUAGCAAGGCGGGGCUUCAUUUGCAAAAAGACAACUUCCAAUAAGCUGGAGAAUGGAGGCACCCACCGGGAGAAAAAAGAGAGCACCCCAUCUACAGCCUCCCUCCCAUCCUAUGACAGUGUAACUAAACCCGAGAAGGAGAAACAGCAACGGGCAGAGGAAGGAAGAAGGGAAAGAGCCAAAAGACAAAAAGAGGUCAGAGAAUCCAAGUGUUAGAGGAGAGCAAAAAUUAAACACUGUACAGAUUUAAAACUUGCAAGUGAAAGAUUGUUUACAAACAACUUCCUGAAUAUUAUCAAUGCAGAACAGCUGUGGAGACACUUUAACCCGAAGAUCUAUACCAAACGUAGUGUGCUUACCGUGUAACACGGUUGCAUCUUGAGCAGUGACCUGCCAAGGGCAAAGGACCCUGCUCCCUGGACUCACAGAUUUUCUAAUGCUUGGGCAGGUGGUUACUGCAUGUUCCACAUCAGUCAAUGCAACUUAGGACAAAACUAACAGGAUACAAAAACAGAGGCGAGGCUGCCGGGACCAGUGUAUUUCCAUUGCAGCCAAAUGGAUUUUAUUUUUUCAUUCUGUUGAUUCUCAGAAGCAGAAAGCAUCGAUUUAAAAGUUUGUUUGUUCAUGCAAACUCUAUUUGCAUUCUUACAUUAGUUAGGCUAAGCAGCAAAAAGAAAAAACACACACACUCACAUUUAGCCCAUGUCAUUUAAUUGUCAGUUUCUUUGACAUAAGCCGCAUCUUCUCCACAUGGGCUUCACGUGGUUUGGAGAUGGGUGGGGGAAAACAAUCAGGUUUCUUCAGGCUGAGGAGGACUUGCUCAGGCCAAUUCCAAACAUUGUGCUCGUUCAAUGCGUAGAAAUGAUUGAUUUGCAUGAUGGCAUGCUGUGAUCAGAAGUCAUGCAUGAGAACCAUACCACAGGACGCUACUAAUCCUGUCCCCUGCACUGGGUCAGCCUUUGGACAGGACCCAGCCCUGCACCGUUCACUGUAUUUGGAGGAAAAAAAUGGUAAGCGUUCCAUACCCGCUGCAAUUCUUUCUGAAUUCUUAGAAGUCUUUCGUACACCUUCCGGGUAGGGAAACAUAACCAACCAAUUGACUACCACCACCAACAAAAAACAAACGCAGUCCAACAAGCAGCUGGAUCCGUUGUGUGUAUAUGUUUAACAGACAUCUCUAACAUAAGCCAUUGUUGCACAUUAUGAAAGAUGAACUAUUUAAUGCUGCUCUGUGUCCCAUACACGGGGAGAUUGUGAUCUCGAAUGGCUUGUGUUAACAUCACUGUAAAACCAAAUCCUAGGGCUAAAAA
This is a messenger RNA of Physeter macrocephalus (sperm whale), 7195 nucleotides long. RefSeq names its product sodium voltage-gated channel alpha subunit 8 (gene SCN8A). The transcript has 27 exons. Gene Ontology annotation, molecular function: protein binding; voltage-gated sodium channel activity. The record is from RefSeq and is a predicted model, not a curated record. Gene Ontology annotation, biological process: membrane depolarization during action potential; neuronal action potential; sodium ion transmembrane transport. NCBI's taxonomy places the organism in Eukaryota, Metazoa, Chordata, Mammalia, Artiodactyla, Physeteridae. The coding region runs from base 126 to 6101 and encodes 1991 amino acids. Gene Ontology annotation, cellular component: plasma membrane; voltage-gated sodium channel complex; axon.